GUGUUGCCACAGCGAUGGUGUUAAAGCGUUAUAUUUGUGCUGUGAGUCAACGGACUACUUUCACUGGUUAUCAGAGGAUUGUGUUGGGGAUUAACUAUCAGUGAGGCGUCCUCAGGCUCUCCAGCUAUGGUGCCAUCCAGCUUUUAAAGUUUUUAAAGGAUGCAUACGACACGCAGCCCUUCGUCCAUCCCAUCAGGUGUCUCAGGAGACGCCCUGGAUCUCAGCUUGUCAGGCUCCCAGCUGUCUAUGUCCAAAAGGCCCAGCAGUGCGUCGCCGGGGAAAUACUUCUCUCGCUCUGUUUCGGUCUCUGUGGCGGGCGAUAGCAGAGGCAAACGCAACACUUUAAGCGACACCAGCUUUGGCAGCUCGCGAUCCAUCAAGAACUUGAGGCGGUCCAACAGCACCACGCAGGUCAACCAGCAGGCCAACAUCAGCGAGGACCAGAGGGAGGACUACUUGGCCCUGUUUGACAGCAGCUCCGACGGACGCAAGAAGUUGGCGAGCCUGAGCAAGACCUCGCCAGACAGAACCACAUGGAACAUCCUGGUAUUUACCUUCGAUCUCAUUCCCACUCUGUCGUCAUCUACCAAAACAAACACGCCUGAUGGACUGCAGCACAUAAAAGUGCAGCAGGCCGCAGAGACGCAGCACACUCUGGAGGUGGAGUUGGAAAACUCGAGGCAGACUGGUGUGGGACGUAAAAAAACGCCCAAGAUUUCCCUGACCAACAAAAGUGCAGCUUCACCGAGCAACAACAACAACCCGAUGUCGCCCACAGAUGUUAAAACGAAGAACACAGACUCUAAUUUAAAUGUUGUGGCUGACUUGGGUGAGCUCAGCUUCAGAGCUGUUUCCCCAGCACUGUCCAAUCGCAGAGGUUCUCAGUGUUCCCAGGAGAUCCUGCAGAGGUCGGUGAGCGUGGAGGACCAGAGGCAGGGAGCCUCGUCCAGCAGGGCUCAGUCUAAAACCACCCUCAAUGAGCUGCUGGACACCCUAAAGCUGUUAGAGGAGGAGCCAGAGAGGCUGUCAGAGCCGAAGUGCUACCGCAAAGAGAAAUACGCCUGGAUCGAUGAGGACGGGGACUCCAACUCUUUGACCACUGAUAACCUGGAGCGUCACGGCCAGCUGAGCCACCACCCUGCGCUGCCAGAUGGGGGCGCCCUGCUCUCUGAGGCCAAGCUGCAGAGUAUCAUGAGCUUCCUGGAUGAGAUGGAGAAGUCAGAGCAGGAGAGGCCACGCUCUGUCACCUCAGGAUCACACCGAGAGGCUGUUCUGUCUGAGGAGGAGCUGGCCGGUGUUGAGCAGGCGUCGGCCACUGCUGCCGAACUCACCGGCUCCAUGAUGAGGAUCAAACUGGAGCUGGAGGAAAAGAAACGCACCGUCAACAUGCUGCAGACCGCUCUGGCCCAGCAGAGGGAGCUGACGAUAAGACACGUGAAGGAGACGGAGAGGGAGCUGAGCAGGAACUUCCAGCUCCAGAAGGAACAAUACGAAUCCACCAUCCAGAGACACCUCACCUUCAUCGAUCAGGUACGCACUCAAAGACAGAUACUGUGCUGCUUGUGUAUUAAAGAUCUUCAUCGUUUUGAUACCAUAAUUUUACCCUCUCCCCUUCCCGACUCCCUCGCUCAACAGGAGAUCAAGAAGUUAAAAGACCUGAUGAGUGCCACAGAGAAGAUCCGACGGGAGAAAUGGAUCGAUGAGAAAACCAAGAAGAUCAAAGAGAUCACAGUCAAAGGCCUCGAGCCCGAGAUCCAGAAGCUGAUCUCUAAACACAAACAGGAGCUGAAGAAGCUGCGGACGCUCCACGAGGCGGAGCUGCUGCAGGCGGACGACCGGGCCGCCCAGCGCUACGUCCGGCAGUGCGAGGACCUCCGUCAGCAGCUGGAGAAGGAGAAGGAGGAGCAGUGCCAGAGAGAGCGGGAGCUAGCCAAACAGAGGCAGCGUGCUGAGCUGGAGGAUCUGCGGCGGCAGUUGGAGGAGAACAGCUCUCUGGCUGGACGAGCCCUCAAAGAAGAGCUGGACAAGACCAGGGAGGAGCAGGAGAGGAGACAUCAGGUGGAAAUGAAGGCGUUACAGGAGCGUCUGGACAUCGAAAAGCAGACGUGGGAAGAAAACUACAAGAAGAAAGAGGAAGCAUGGCUGCUGACCCGUGAGCGCGAGCUAAAAGAAGAACUGCGAAGAGAACGCGACAAAGAGAUAGAGCUCGCCAUCUGGACGCUGGAGGAGGAGACCAGCAAGGACAAAGAGGAGUGUGAGAGGGCAGCGGAGAACAGGCUAAAGCGCGUGAGGGAAAAGUACGAGACCGAGCUGAGGGAGCUGGAGCGCUCUGAGAGGACGGCGGUGGCGAAGCAGCAGGAACUGAGGAAGCAGCAAAUGGAGACGGAGGGAGAGCUGAUCAGACUGCAGGCCGCACUUAGACAGAAAGAACAGGAAACUGAAGAGAUCACGCAGGCCAGGGACAAGUUGGCGGAAGAGCGCCGCAACCUGGCGGAGGUGAUAAGGCAGGAGUUUGCCGACCGCUUGGUGAUGACGGAGGAGGAGAAUCACAGGUUGAAGGUGGAGGUGUCGGAAGUCCGAGCGAGGAUGCGGCUGGAGGCGGAGAGGGUCACGCGGGAGAAAGAGGAAGAACUGGCAGAAGUCCACCAACGAGUGAAAUCGGCCAUCUUGAAGAAGGAAGAAACCGUCAACAAUCUUCGGAAGCAGCACGAGGCCGCUCUGAAGAGGGCGGAUCACCUGGAGGCCCUGUGGGAACAGCAGAGGAAGCAGCUGCUGGAGAAGUGACUGACAGGAUGUCCAGUUUCAUCUCUCUGUGGACCUUUUCAUCAGCGUGCCCGACACGCCGGCGUCCAACCAUCGUGAUGCUGCUUUUUCUUUUGUUUGUUUGUUUUUCCUGCAACGAGACAGGACCUGUGGACCCUUUGAAAGUUGAAGUUUGCCCUACCUCACUUUAAAAAUACUAAAAUUGGUAAAAGCACUGCAUCCCCCCCCUCGCUCCGUUCCCCCGACAGUCACAAAGGAGCAUGUUGUGUUUGAAUGUCCUCAUUUAAAUGCCACAGACCAGGUGAACUUCCUGUUCCUGUUCCUUCUUCUUCUUCUUUUUUUUUGGUGAAUGUUCCUCCUCUUUCCUCUUCCUGUCUGGGGAGCAGAAAUGUUCCCCACAGAUGUGCUUCACCGAACAGUUCCAGAUGUUUCUCAGGCCUGCACCGGUGUGACGUGGGACACAGUGGGGGUUGUUCUUCUUUCUUCUGGAGGGCCGCUCACAACCAAGGCCUGAGAUCAGCCACGAGCACGAGAGCUGACGCAGAGCUUCUGCCUUUUUUUCUGUUGAGUCAUGCAUUUUUGUCCCAGCGUCCCCUCAAGGCCGGCGCUAAUUACAGGACCCAUACCUCCCCCCCCACUUCUCACUGCAGCCCAGCUCUGAGCAGUUUGUUUUUAAUGGGUCUUCGACCAAACUUUAGACCUAACGAAGCGAUUUGAUGAGAUUUACUAAGACAGAUUUCAGACGUUAGAUAGAGAGUGUGUAGGAUGUUGUUAGGAAGAGCGAUGAGACGUGUAGGCAACUUAAAGGAAACUGAGCUGAGGAGAGCUCGUGGUCAGAUGAUUGCAGAGUGGCUUCUGAAUGUAGGGAAGAGAAAAAAGAGAGAAGAGGGACUGAGGUAGAUGUUGGGUGAAGCAAAGGAGGAAAGUGCAAAGAAAAUGUUUAUGGGGUUAGGAAAGCAGAGCUGGGUCCGAGCAGGGUGGUUAGGUGGAUUUAAGGGGGCACAAAUCAUGUGACCAGAGCUUCAAAGGCAGCGCUGUGACAGACCAUGACUCAAACAUGCGUAAUAUGUGUAAAAAAAGUCACAGAAAGUCAUCGGGGGGAGGGGCUCUAUCGGUUCGUAGACUGAGUAGGGGAGGGGUGCUGCAGAGAGAAACUCUAAACAUGGAAGUAAGGCCUGUUAUUUAGGUACAGCAUGAUGUGACUGCAAAAGCCCCCGCAGUCUCAGAAUUAGACCCCAGAUGAGAAAAUAUUUAUUCUGUCAUCUUGCUUUAUUUGUUUUAGGACUCGUACACGACCUUCGUGGGGUAAUAUGUCCACAGAAAGGUCAAGGCUGUGAAGGAAGCUUUUCUCAAACCUUCUCAAGACGAAAUAUUUUAUUCCUUCUGUGAGGAACAUUUACACGGUUACUAAGUGUGACGGUGAGACCUUAACCGCUCCAUCUUUAGUCGAUCUAAAUACAGUAUGUCAGGUUUUUUCUGACCUCCAAGUCGUCCAAGCCCCAAUGUGUGAAACGUAAUCCACCGGGACGCUGCUGGUUUACAGUCGGGUUAGUUUGGCCACAUGGUUAACCAUUAAACCUGAAUCAAUGUUAACCCUCUCUCUGCUUAGCACAGAUAAUAAUAAUAAAAAAAUCCCACAUGGGUGGCUGAUGUGUCACACGCCCCCCGAGUUUCACUGUGAGUCAGCGCGGAGGCCUCGAAGCUGAUCCCGCCACUGCAGCCGUCGGCAGAGCAGGCGGGGGGCAGCUGGGCUCGGACACGACAGGGGCGGCGAUGUGAGUUGGCAUUCCUCACGCAUGCCCGUCCUACAAGUGCCAGUGAGCCUUUCUUUUGUGUGUUUGCAUGUGUGUGUGUGUUUGUGUGCUUCCUCUCCUCCCCAUUGCGACCUAAAUUGACCCCCCCCCCCACACACACAUUCACUGCAACAUUAUACGAAGCAUUCCAGCUCUCUCCUGUCCAGCAUUACGACAUCUAUAGCUCUCGAAUGCACUCGUUUAUUUUGUUUUAGUCUGUUUUUUAUGAUUAUUCGUUGUGAUUCUUUGAAAAACUGUGAAGAGAAUAAAAGGCAAAGAAUGUUUGGAAAACA
Molecule: messenger RNA, 4849 nt
Organism: Neolamprologus brichardi
Lineage: Eukaryota; Metazoa; Chordata; Actinopteri; Cichliformes; Cichlidae
Source: RefSeq, a predicted model, not a curated record